Salvelinus fontinalis (brook trout) is the source of this 948-nucleotide messenger RNA. RefSeq lists its product as uncharacterized. The coding region runs from base 1 to 948 and encodes 315 amino acids. The record is from RefSeq and is a predicted model, not a curated record. The transcript is spliced from 3 exons. Lineage: Eukaryota; Metazoa; Chordata; Actinopteri; Salmoniformes; Salmonidae.
AUGACCACAUCUCUCUAUGGUCUUGGACACAACAGUGAUGUAACCUGGGGGUCAUUGGGUGUGUCGGGUCUUUCCCCAUCAGACACCCUCACCCAGCCCCAGGCUGUAGUCCUGCUAGAUCCUCAGAGGAGACCCCCACUAUCAUCCCUCCACCCCAAGCCUGCUAGAUCCUCAGAGACCCCCACUCUCAUCCCCUCCCCCUUCCCCCAGCCUGCUAGAUCCUCAGAGGAGACCCCCACUCUCAUCCCCUCCCCCCUCCCCCAGCCUGCUAGAUCCUCAGAGACCCCCACUCUCAUCCCCUCCCCCUCCCCCAGCCUAGGAGACCCCCACUCUCAUCCACCCCAGCCUGCUAGAUCCUCAGAGGAGACCCCUACUCUCAUCCCUCCAUCCUCAGAGGAGACCCCUACUCUCAUCCCUCCAUCCUCAGAGGAGACCCCCACUCUCAUCCCUCCAUCCUCAGAGGAGACCCCUACUCUCAUCCCUCCAUCCUCAGAGGAGACCCCCACUCUCAUCACUCCACCCUCAGAGGAGACCCCCACUAUCAUCCCUCCACCCCCACUCUCAUCCCUCCACCCUCAGAGGAGACCCCCACUAUCAUUCCUCCACCCCCACUCUCAUCCCUCCACCCCCAGAGGAGACCCCCACUCUCAUCCCUCCACCCCCAGCCUGCUAGAUCCUCAGAGGAGACCCCCACUCUCAGAGGAGACCCCCACUCUCAUCCCUGCACCCCCAGAGGAGACCCCCACUCUCAUCCCUCCACCCCCAGAGGUGACCCCCACUCCACUCUUCCCUUGGGGCUCCCCAGUCUGUGACCCCCCCUUCUACUCCCCCCAACAUCCCUACCCUUCCCUUAGUUCCCCCAGAUCUCUCUGGUUAUUACAGUCCAUCCCUCAGCCCCCCAUCUCCCACAGGCAGGGAGAGAUACAAGGCAGUCAUCUCAGAGGCUAA